UGCUGCUCAGGCCCCAGAAUCCAGCUCCCAACUGCUCCUCAUUCUCCAGAAGCUGACCGCUCAGGUCCAAACAGGAUGAAGCUGUCCCUGGUGGUUGUCCUGGCCGCUAUAGCCCUUUGCUGCUACCAGGCUGAUGCAGGAACUGUCUGUCCAGCACUCUCUCAAGAUCUAGUUAAUUUCUUCUCGGCUCCAGACUUUUUGUACCGCAGAGAGCUUCUGGCAUUUGACUUACCAAAGCAGGCUGUGGAGGAUAGGAUAGAAUUAAAGCAAUGUGCGAAUCACAUGAGUGUGAAAGACAGACUGCUAAUUAACAGACUAUUGCUCAAAAUAUUUGCCAAGUGCAAUGAAUAGAAUGGAAACUUCUUCUACACCAUCAUCCAGGGUUUGCAAUAAUUAAGUGAUAUUUCUAGAAAAUGAACACACAAGUUUCAAUAUUUGUUCUAAUAAAUUACUUGC
Messenger RNA from Sorex araneus (European shrew), 456 nucleotides. RefSeq names its product secretoglobin family 1D member-like. Lineage: Eukaryota; Metazoa; Chordata; Mammalia; Eulipotyphla; Soricidae. The record is from RefSeq and is a predicted model, not a curated record. The transcript is spliced from 3 exons. The coding region runs from base 76 to 351 and encodes 91 amino acids.